Messenger RNA from Parastagonospora nodorum SN15, 915 nucleotides. RefSeq lists its product as hypothetical. The record is from RefSeq and is a predicted model, not a curated record. Lineage: Eukaryota; Fungi; Ascomycota; Dothideomycetes; Pleosporales; Phaeosphaeriaceae. The transcript has 2 exons. The coding region runs from base 1 to 915 and encodes 304 amino acids.
AUGAGGAUACCGCAGUCGUAUAUUCAGAAAUGCAAGGUGGUGGGACAUGUCUUCCAGUCCAUCUUCAUCUUCGUGGGGCUGUGCAUCACCAUUGCAGUCUUCACAAAGGAUGGAGAGACGGGCGGUGCGACUAGGUAUUAUCUCGCUUUGUGCUUCCUCUCGAUACCAGCCAUAAUCUACCUCGUCAUGGUCCCCAUGUGGUCCCGCGCCGCACGCUUCGCAAACGCAUUUGCCUUCCUCGCCGUCGACGUCAUCUACACGAUCCUCUGGUUUGCCGCCUUCGUCGCAGUCGCCAUGUGGAACAGCAGCGGCAUCAAGGAGGGCGCAGCCGAGAAGAAAAUCCCCGACGACCAGCGCAACUGCACGACCUUCAAAUGGGGCAGCGAGAGCAAAUGCAACACCAGCAAAGCCAGUGUCGGCGUAGGCGUUGUCAUCUUGUACGUCCCCAUCACAUAUCCAAACAUCUCGCAUACUAAUAAAUAUCUCAGCCUCCUCUUCGCCCUCACAACCGCCGUAUCCGGCUACUAUCUGCACAAAUUCCUCCGCGAAGGCGUUCUCCCCUACGAAUCCAAAUCCGUAAACCCGCACUACAUGACCGGCGACACAUCCAAGGACAACGCCUGGUCCGCCGAGAUCGAAACCGGCCGCGAUUCAGAGGACCGCAUGACGGAACAUGGUGGUAACCAGCAGGAGGACGAGUACGCGCUACUGCAUAGCACGGAAACGGAUGAGGGCAGGCAUCCUGGCAGGCCGCUGAGUUGGGGUGCAAAGCCGUAUGCGGACUAUAGGCAGAGCGCGGGCGCGGAUGCACUGAGUCCGGGCGGGUAUGAGGAGUUUAGGAGAGAGGCGAGUGCGAGUGCCGGGCCUGAGAGACAGGCGAGUCAUGGGGGGAGCGGGUAUAGUUUUGCGCGGUGA